AUGGGCCACCCGAAGCAGAACAGACCCCUCAAAAAACUGACGGCAGCUCACCAAAACAGCGUUGACCAAGACGACGGCGACGACGACGACGACCUCAGUGGUGAAGGAGAGCAGAGCAGGAGGGACGGACGGACGCGCGCAGGAGCGGUGGAGAUUGAAAUGUCGCCCGUGUCCGCAAUGUCGCCCCGCCGGACGUCGGCGGACAACCUCACUGAGAACGGGCGAAUACCAUCCGGGCGCCAGCCAGGAUCACUAGAAAGCGGGGAACGGCCUUCAAACUUGGUACACCAUCACCCCCGGCAUCGCCACCGCCGCGCACCCGACCACGCCGCUCCCACACCUUCCGACCCCACUGCCCGCCGCCAAGCCUUCCUCCUCCUCCUCUGCCUCGUCCCCGAAUCCAUCCUCGAAGCCAUGCUCGUCCCCCUCUACCCCUUCAUCGUGCGCUCCCUCCCUGGCAUCCCAGCCACCCAAACGGGCUAUUACACCGGCUUAUUAGGCUCGGCCUUUUACGCCCCUUUGCUCGUCACCAACAUCUUCUGGGGCCACCUGUCCGACCGGCACGGCCGCAAACCGGUGUUGAUGAUGGGAAUCGCGGCGGGCGGAGCUGCGGCGACGAUGUUGACGUUUGGGAGAUCGUUUGAGGUUAUCUUGGUCGGGCGGUUUGUUGCGGGCCUGUUUGGAGCCAACUCGACGGUGACAAAGGGGAUGCUGGGCGAGUUGUUUGUGGAUGAGAGCGGGAGGGGAUGGGCUUAUGCGAUGUACGGCGUGCAAUAUGGAGUCAGUGGGAUCCUCGGCCCGUUUUUGGCCGGAUUACUCGUUGAUCCUGCGACCAAGUGGCCUGGCGUGUUUGCAAGCCCGUGGUGGAAGGAACGACCGUUUGCCCUUGCGUGCGGCGUUGGGGUCGCGUUGAUGUGUCUCGGAUUCCUCCUGCUCACGACCUGCGUGCAUGAGCCGCGAAAGGCGCGCGUCGGGAGUUACGCGAAGCUGGACGGCGGCGACGAAGACCUCGACAUCGACGGUGAAGAAAUCGACGAUUUCAUGGACCAGGACACCGCAGCCGCACACCUCUCCAAAUCAACCACCCUCAAACCGUCUGGUGACACCGACCCAACCCCUUCCCCACACCACCCAUCCUCCCUCUCCUCCCUCGACUCCGACUCCGACACCGAGGACCCCGCCUUCAUCCCCACCGUCCAAUCCUCAACAUCCCUCCUCAUCUCACCAUCACCACGCCCCUCCUCAACCUCUACCCACCAUACCCCCACCAACGCGCGAUACCCCCUCCUAACCCGCCAAACCCUCCUCCCCAUUGCCUUCUACUGCACAAUCGCCUUCGUCAACAUGAUGGAUUACGCCGCUCUUCCACUAUUCUUCUCUUCCGGUUACAUCGCCCCCUCCUCCCCCUCCCAGGGGUCACCACCCCAACCGCCCAGUGAUACCCCGCAACCGAUAAUAGGCCUCCGCCUCUCCCCCACAACAACAUCCCUAUACCUCUCCACCAUCGCCAUCACAAAGCUGGUCACGCAGCUGGUGUUGUUCAGACCUUUACUGGCGAAAUUGGGGAAAUGGGGCGCGUUCAGGGCAGGCGGCUGGUGUUUCUGUGUCGGGAAUGCCGGGGUUGCGGUCUUGGUCGCCCUGUUUGCCAACACCUCCGCGACCCAGUCCCAGCAACACCCUCUCCAUGCGGAGAGGAUACCACCACCCCAGCAACAACCGGAACCCCACGAUCUGUUGUUUCUCUACAUCCUCCCCCCGCUCCUCACCCUCGGCCUCGCGGAAGUCGCGGGUUACCUCUCCAUCAUCAUCCUCAUCACCGACUCCGUGUCCCCGCUCUACCUCGGUGCCGCGCACGGUCUCGCUUCCACUUGUGCGGCCGGGGUACGGGCGGUGGCGCCGGGGGUGGCCGGGAGCGUGUGGGAGUGGGGGAGCGGGGUUGUGGGGUAUACGGGAGGUGGAGCGCACGGGUGGGUGGGGUGGGGGAGUGUGGUGUUUGUAGGCGCGGCCGGGGUGGCGGCGGGGGUUGUCGGGUUGGUUGGGUUGGUUAAGUAG
Fimicolochytrium jonesii is the source of this 2052-nucleotide messenger RNA. Its product is annotated as major facilitator superfamily domain-containing protein. The transcript has a single exon. Gene Ontology annotation, biological process: transmembrane transport. Gene Ontology annotation, molecular function: transmembrane transporter activity. The coding region runs from base 1 to 2052 and encodes 683 amino acids. The record is from RefSeq and is a predicted model, not a curated record. NCBI's taxonomy places the organism in Eukaryota, Fungi, Chytridiomycota, Chytridiomycetes, Spizellomycetales, Powellomycetaceae.